This is a messenger RNA of Ichthyophthirius multifiliis, 2039 nucleotides long. RefSeq lists its product as hypothetical. Gene Ontology annotation, biological process: ribosome biogenesis; maturation of LSU-rRNA from tricistronic rRNA transcript (SSU-rRNA, 5.8S rRNA, LSU-rRNA). Gene Ontology annotation, molecular function: protein binding; ribonucleoprotein complex binding. The transcript is spliced from 5 exons. Gene Ontology annotation, cellular component: preribosome, large subunit precursor; PeBoW complex. The record is from RefSeq and is a predicted model, not a curated record. Lineage: Eukaryota; Ciliophora; Oligohymenophorea; Hymenostomatida.
AAGCAAAAUAAAAAAAAUAACCACCAUAAUAAAUACUUUAAAACAACUCAAAUGAUUAAUCAUCAUCAGAUGAUACAGAUGAUGAAUAAAUAUUAUCUAAAAUAGGAAGGGUACCUUGGAAAUGGUACGAAAAUCAUAAGCAUAUGGGCUAUGAUGCAGAUUUAAAAUAAGUAUAAAAACUAUCUUAAGGUAAAAUUUAUAAAGAUUAAAUUGUUAGUAUUUUAAAUAAAAAAAAAAGAUGAUAAGAUAGAGGAGUUUAUAAAAAAAGCUGAAAAUCCUAACUGGUGGCGUAUAAUAAAAGACGAACUUAAUUAAAAAGAAAUAGUUUUAACAGAUGAACAGUUAAAUUUAAUUGAAAGAAUUAGAAAAGGAAAAUUUGCAUCAAAAACCAUAGCUUAAACAGACGUAAAAAAUUAAUAAAAUAUAAAUUAAAAAAAAAAUAGUAUUCAGUAGAAUAUGAAUGGAAUGAUCCCUUUCCAUUAAACUUUAACCCUCCAACAAAAAAGAAUUUUAUGCCCUCUAAAAACGAAAGAAUUAAAAUUAAUAAAUUCAUGCAAGCAAUAUAAUUUGGUAGAAUAGACCUAACUAGAUAUCUUCCUUAACCUGAAAAAGUUGAAUCUGAAGACGAGAUUCCUUUAUAUGACGUAUGGGAAAAUGAUAAACCUGAUGAAAUUUAAAAGAAUCUUCCUCCAGCAAUAUCAGCCCCGAAAUUAAAACUACCUGGACAUAAUGAAUCAUAUAAUCCACCAGAAGAAUAUUUAAUGACUGAAAAAGAAAAAAAAGAAUGGUUGCAAACUCCUCCAGAAGAGCGUGAAAUAUCAUUUAUACCAUAAAAAUAUGAUUGUCUAAGACAUAUAUCUUUUUAUCAUAAUCUAAUACAAGAAAGAUUUGAAAGACAAUUAGAUUUGUAUUUAUGUCCCAGAAUCCGUAAGAAAAAACUUGAUAUAGAUCCUGAAUCAUUAGUACCAACACUUCCUAAGCCCAAAGAAUUGCGUCCAUAUCCCACAACAUUAAACAUGUAAUACAAGGGACAUAAAAGUAGAGUUAGGGGUAUUUCUAUUAAUUCAAAUGGACAAUAUUUGGCUUCAGCAGAAGAAAAAGGAUAAGUUUUUAUAUGGGAAGUAUCCACAGGAAGAAUUGUUUGGAAGCAUUAGUUUGAAGGAAUUUGCUAUUCUAUAUAAUUUUAGCCUUAAUAAGAUAUGCUUAUAAUCGCUUGUGCCGAAAGUAUAUAUCUAUUUAAUAUAAAGAAAAUCCUUCCUAGCAAAAAAUACCAAGAAAACGAAGAGAGUAUAGAAACUGCACAAAAAGAACAUAAACUUGAUAUUGAACCUUAAUUAAAGUGGGACUUCGAAGAAUUAGGAAAAGAUGACUUGAAAAUAAAAAUAACUUUCAAUGACGAAAUUAAAUAAGUCUCCUUCCACGAAAAAGGUGAUUAUUUCUGCACAGUAGCCCCCAAAGCAAACAAAAGAAAUGAGCAAAUAUUCAUUCAUGCAAUUUCAAAAGGAAACUCAACUAAACCUUUCACCAAAAGUAAAGGAGAUGUUGAAAAAGUAUCUUUUCAUCCUUCUAAGCCUAUUAUUUUUAUUAUGACUAAGAAACACGUUUUUGUCUUUAAUUUAUAAAAACAAUAAACAAUGAAAAAAUUACUCACAGGAGCUUAAUGGAAUUCAUGUAUUGAUGUUCAUCCUUAUGGAGAUAAUGUUAUUGUAGGAUCAUUUGAUAAAAAAGUUACUUGGUUUGAUCUUGAUUUAGGAAAUACUCCUUAUAAAAAUCUUAAAUAUCAUGAAAAAGGUGUUAGAUAAGUAAGCUUUAGUAAAAAAUAUCCCUUAAUGGCCUCCAGCUCUGAUGAUGGUACAAUUAAUAUUUUCCAUGCAAAAGUUUACUCUGAUUCUUUCGAAAAUGCUCUUAUUAUUCCUUUGAAAGUAUUAAAAGGACAUAAUAUACAUAACAGUUUAGGUGUACUCGAUAUUAUUUUUCAUCCUAAUUAGCCUUGGAUUUUUUCUGCAGGAGCAGAUCAUCGUAUAUUCUUAUGGACAUGA